Molecule: messenger RNA, 1212 nt
Organism: Colletotrichum graminicola M1.001
Lineage: Eukaryota; Fungi; Ascomycota; Sordariomycetes; Glomerellales; Glomerellaceae
Exons: 1
Coding region: 1-1212 (403 amino acids)
Source: RefSeq, a predicted model, not a curated record
AUGUCUGCAACUGCUCCAGACUGCCUUGUCCCUGACCUCACCAUCCUCUCUGGGAUCUCUGAGCUUGAUGGGAUCACGAUGUGUAAAUACCGCAUUAUCUCUAACAGCUCAACCACUUGCACCGCGGUGGCCUCCUUAGAAGAAGACCAGUCUCCUUGUGGUCUACCUACCCAUCUCAUCAUCCGCCUGGAAAAGAGCCGGGAUGGCAACCCCCUCUUCGCGACGGCUGCGUUCCAGAGGCUGGCCCACCGACGACUCCCCCAUCUGGUGCCCAAGGUCUGGGGUGCUGGCCACACCCAGACCGAGAAAGGCGCCAAGAUCUCGUACAUGCUCUCGCAGUACUACAUGGACACGUGCACACUGGAGUCGGUAUGGGACGACAUGGAUAAGUUUUCACGACAUGCGUUGGUAGAACAAGUUGUGUCCAAUUUGGUCCAUUUGAAGGAUGUUUCUGUGGCAAAUGUCAACGAUGAAACCGAAAUUCUACGAGGGACACCGUUUGAGCGAACCAAGACGGGGAACUCUGCUAUGGUAGGUGGUCCUGCAUACGGUUACUUUCGUGACUUUUCGUCGUUUUUGAUGAGUACACUGAGCUCCGGCAGCAAGAGAUACAGUAUAGAUCGAAAGCCAGAUGGUACUUUGGCAAUUCAGAUGAAGUCUCCACAAGAAACUGGCUUCGGCUUCGCUCAGACGGAUCUCGACUUGUUAUUACACAUGUCGGUGUUGUGUCAUAACAACCUGGAGCCUCGAAACAUUCUCGUCCGCAAGGUCAUCACUAGCAACAACAGGGUGACGUGUCAACUGGUUUCCGUCAUUGGCUGGGAAAUGGCCGGCUUCUUCCCCUUCGCUUUCGAGGUGGGUUACAAGGACACAUGUUUGGGCCUGCAGAAUCAGUCCUGGAGCUGGUAUAGUUGGUACAGGCUCAGUGCGGGUCGCAUUCUCUCCGGGACAGCUCCUGCCGCGCGUCCCAUCUGUUUCAAACUGAUUCAAUCCAUGGUGCUCACCGACAUUGCAAAGAAAGAAGCCAACAAGCUGAACGUGGGAAACUUGGUGCAAAAGCUUUGGCAUGAAAGAGAGCAGACUAUGGCCUAUGUUGAUGCCGAAACGGGAUACGCUAAAAACCCCAACAUUGUAGGUGUCAAUUCCUUCAACAUGACUGACAAUGCUGAGCUAGAGCUGGAGGCUUUGCGCAAACUACGGUAUAUAGAUUAA